Molecule: messenger RNA, 351 nt
Organism: Talaromyces rugulosus
Lineage: Eukaryota; Fungi; Ascomycota; Eurotiomycetes; Eurotiales; Trichocomaceae
Exons: 4
Coding region: 1-351 (116 amino acids)
Biological process (GO): mitochondrial respiratory chain complex III assembly
Cellular component (GO): mitochondrial membrane
Source: RefSeq, a predicted model, not a curated record
AUGCCGAACGCAGGCACCUGGCUGAAGAUGCUCGGCCUUGGCGCCGCAGUGAGCAUUGGAGGGCCUAUGUUUGUACUAUAUAUCCGUCCCACCGACGAAGAGAUAUUCCAAAAAUACAACCCGGAACUACAAAAGUCGUCCAUCGAGGGCCGCGAACGAAGAGAGCAAGAGUACGAUGACUAUGUGAAUAAACUGAAGGAGUGGUCUAAAUCAGACAAGUCAAUCUGGUUUGCCGUCAAAGAAGAAGAAGCGCGCCGCAAAGUCCAAGUAGCCGAGUCAACAACACAAGCCAAGGAGGAGCAAAAGGCACAGCGGGACGAGAUGCGAAAGGAACUUCUCGGCGAGAAAUGA